Molecule: messenger RNA, 3636 nt
Organism: Larimichthys crocea (large yellow croaker)
Lineage: Eukaryota; Metazoa; Chordata; Actinopteri; Sciaenidae
Gene: kbtbd7
Product: kelch repeat and BTB (POZ) domain containing 7
Exons: 1
Coding region: 287-2167 (626 amino acids)
Molecular function (GO): protein binding
Source: RefSeq, a predicted model, not a curated record
UUCUCCGGAAGUCGUCCGUCCAAUGUUAUUUCACGAGCCUGCGGUCCAAACAGCUGACUGACCGAAAACAGCAGAAAAUCUCGAACAGUGCGUGGGUUCGAUUCCCGGACCGUGUCUGACGUAAACUCGCAUUAUGUCCACGUGCAGGCGGGGGGGUUGUUGAGUUUGGUGCACGCGGGCGACCCGCUCAGCUGUUCGGUCAGCUGGUCAUGUGUUGAUGUUGUGAUCCUACUGUCUUCUCGUUUGAAUCGUAACAUCACAGAGAAGCUCCCCGGGGUUUGCAGCCAUGGCCUCGGCUGUUCUCAGCUGCUUCACCGGUCCGGAGGUGCUGGAGGACGUGGACCACGCUCAGGGUCUGAUGAGAGAGCUGAAGAUGCUGUACGACUGCCGCCUGCUCGGGGAUGUCACCAUCGGGGUCGAGCAUGAAGAAGAAGAAGAAGAAGGAGAGGGGUCACUGCAGGGUGAGACCUCCAGAGGUGACAUCCAGCAGAUGUUCCUGUGCAGCCGCAACGUCCUUGCAGCUGCAAGCCCCUACUUCAAGAGCAUGUUCACCGGGGGGUUGACCGAGAGCAUGCAGGAGAGGGUGGUCAUCCGAGGGGUGGACGCUGAGUCCAUGUCUGUCAUCAUCGAUUACUGCUACACAGGCAGGGUGACCAUCACGGAGAGCAACGUGCAGAGGCUGUACGCGGCCGCCAACAUGCUCCAGCUGGACUACAUCAGGACGGCCUGUUCCAGCUUCAUGACCAGGAGGCUGGACGUCUCCAACUGCGUCGGGGUGCUGAAGUUCGCAGACACCUACGACAACCCCGAGCUCAAGGAGAACGCGCUGGCCUUCAUAGCCAGGAACUUCAUCCAGGUGUGUCUCGGAGGGGAUCUCUGCGAGCUGGACCUGGUGCAGCUGAAGGAGCUGCUGUCUCUGAACGCCCUGGACGUGGACUGCGAGAGGAAGGUGUGCUCGGCCGCCCUGCAGUGGAUAGAGGCCAACGCGCCGCAGAAAAGAGAGGACGCCUUGCAGGCGCUCAAGUGCGUCCGCUGGAACUUGUUCGCCGAGAAGGACAAGUGUUACCUGGAGGGCCUCAUGGCGAUGCCUCUGAUCGAGAAGUACCUCGCGUAUUUCUUCAACAGGUCCGCGGAGGACAGCUGUGGGAUGUCUGCGUCUCUGGACGCGCCCAAACACAGAAUAGGCGUGAGCGCCAAAGAAAUGAUCCUCUUCUUCGGCCUGCCCAAUGACAACAUCAUGUGCUGUGACCCUUACUCAGAGGACCUUUAUUUCAUGGCUCCACCUUUAGAAGAUCUGAGCAGUCAGGAUUACAAACGCUCCACCAUGGAGUCCUUAAUCGCCUGCUCCACACCUGAAAACAACUUGUUCCUCGCUUCACACCUCUCUAAACACUUCUGGCUCUACAACCCGGUGCUCAACCGCUGGCAGGAGUUGGCGGAGAGACCGCUGGGGAGGAUACACUCCGGGAUGGGCUACCUGAACGGCCACGUGUACCUUCUGGGUGGAAGGAACCCGGUGACGGAUGGCAGGCUAAAAGAGGUGGAGUGUUACAGCGUCCAGAGGAACCAGUGGACGUUUGUGGCUCCUCUGCCUCACUCUUUGGGUAAAAUGCAGGUAGUGACGCUGAACGACCACUUGUACGUGGUGAACAAACGGAAGAUGCUCUGCUAUGAUCCCAAGAGGAACCGCUGGCGACACUGUGGGUCACUGAGGCGGGACAAGCUCCACAAGGCCUGCGUGUUUCAGGACCAGAUAGUCUGCGUGUGCGACAUCCCUGUGGUGAAAGCCUACAGCCCCAGCAGGGGCGAGUGGAAGAGGCUGGGCGACAUUCCCAUCGACAGCCGCGCUUUAAAUUACCAGGUGAUCCAACACAACAGCAAGCUGCUCCUCCUCACUCAGACUUUACUGCAGCACAACAAAAACAGAGUCCUCAUCCACGAGUACGACCCCGCCAGAGACACCUGGAAGAACAUCAUGGCCGUGUACGUGUCCACCCUGGGGCCCGUGUGCGUUUCGACACGCGUGUACCCGGCGUGCCUCGGCUCCGCGCACAGCUUCUCCACGGAGGAGGACGACGACAGUGGCUCAGACUGGGACCUUGACGGGCUGACGGACGUGGACUUCGACUCGGGCAGCUCGAGCUCUUUCUCAGACGAGAACUGGUAGUGAAAAUGUGUUAGUGUGUCAAAGAAAGGGUUAACUUAUUUAUAACUUAAUGGAUAUUUACAGGCUUCUGUCUGCACAGAUCCAUGUACAGUUCAGUAUUAAAGCCAGCCAUGGACAGAAGAAGCCAUCAGAAUCUUUACUCCACCGGUCUGACUAAAGAUAAUUUAAAGAACGAGAGAAGAAGAGUUGGUGUUAGUUCAUUUUUUUCACACAGUGAGGCCAAAAGACUUCAAGUCCUGCCAGCGUGAAGGACAGUAUGAUGUCUGCUAGACUCUUGUUUGCAAGACAAAUACAUAAAACUGUGCAGCGAUAGGUUCCUCCUUCAUAAGAGCAGUUGAAUGAAGGGUAAGCCAGAGAUGUAGCACAUAAAAUUAAGGGCACUGGCGACAAAGAACGCCCAGAAAUUGAAGAAAAACACUGAAUCCUACACUUCCCAUGAUGCACUGGUUUCCAAACUUAGUUAGAUGCACAAGACUAGACGGAGAAAAUGUGGCAUGAAACCAAAGUGUAGCGCGUCGUCGUUAACGUCGGCUGUGAAUUUGAAUUCUCUCCGAGAAGGGAAAUGACAUUUAAAGCACAAAGACGAGCAGAUUUUUGACACAGAUCCUAAACACAGAGACGCCCGUUCUUGCUUUUUAAGUUCAAAGCAGGAAAGCUUUAUGUCUUCUGUGUCAGUCAGCCACAUUUUCCAAAAGGCGUUUAGGGAACCACCGCGUGUUCUUUUAUUGUUCCUGCCUGGUGAGCACCCACAUUCUUCCCACUCCUAGUUUGCAAACCAGCGAGACUUCAGCUACAGCUGCAGAGCUGUGCACUCCUCCCUAUGAUGCGUAAAUUGACUUUUAAUUGGCAGAAGAUCCCCCACCCCACCCCUUGCUUGUGUGAAGUUUGAGACAGAAACAUUUGCUAAUAACGUUUUAUUUAGUUUGAAUAACUGUGACUUCUGGAAGGUUGGGCAGCUAAAAGUGCCUCGUGUUUAUGACGAGCAACCGGUCGUUUAUACAGGGCUUAUGUCGAGACCUCACACACACACACACACACACACAGUUAUGAAAAUGUAGAAGCCAAUGCACUGUACGCUCACUCAGGAUCAGCCUUCGGCCUGUAUGCCAUGAUUGAGUUUUAUUUUCGAUGUCGUUAAAUGAGGUGUCGGUGGUUUUUGGUGACAAAAUUUAUGGAGUGUAUGUGCGUGUGUGUUUUUUUCCUAUCUGUGAUUUGGUUUGUAACGUUCAUGUUACACGCAGGAAUCGAGGUUCACGAGCUGUUUUGCAUAUUGUUUGGUGCUGAUGAAUUAUUUUAGUUGGAGGACUUUUUUUUUUCUGCAUGUUUGGAAGCCAUUUUCCUCCCCCUGCACUCAGUUACCAGUUUAUUAGCUGUAUCACCUCUCAGUGCACAAACCACAGCCUCCGAAGGGACCGUUAAGUUGUAUCAACACCUCUGUGAAACAGGUAAUAAACCGGUAAAUGAGUGUA